Metopolophium dirhodum (rose-grain aphid) is the source of this 6175-nucleotide messenger RNA. RefSeq names its product inactive rhomboid protein 1 (gene rho-5). The transcript is spliced from 19 exons. NCBI's taxonomy places the organism in Eukaryota, Metazoa, Arthropoda, Insecta, Hemiptera, Aphididae. Gene Ontology annotation, biological process: regulation of epidermal growth factor receptor signaling pathway; regulation of protein secretion. Gene Ontology annotation, molecular function: serine-type endopeptidase activity. Gene Ontology annotation, cellular component: endoplasmic reticulum membrane. The record is from RefSeq and is a predicted model, not a curated record. Bases 1040 to 5200 code for a protein of 1386 amino acids.
AAGCUGUACGUCGACGACGAGCGAAUAUCCGGUGCGGGCGGUGGUGCGGACCGAGGCCGUAAAACGACUGCAGGAGAAUAACUACCGCGCCGUCGCUGCAACUCCGUCAUCUUCAUCAUCGUACUAAUAUAAAAUAAUAUUAUUUAUCCAAUAAUAAUAAUAAUGUUUCAUAUUUAUCACAAAGGUACGCCUCCGUUGGUAACGUUACACGGAUUUCGUCAUAAUAUUAUUAGUACAUACGUGCGGCGCACCAGCCCGUUAUAAGUUACAACAUUAAGAAAAACAAUAAUAAUUAAUACAUGUAAUAUUAUUAUUAUUAUUAUUAUGAUAUCGUCGUAGUAUGCGCGAGUCAGUGUACGCGAUUUCUACCACUGCGGCGACGGCAAUAACGCGUAAAAAUCGAAAUUUUCCGUGAAAUAUAUUAUUAUUAUUAUUAUUAUUAUCGCCUCGCGCCCAAUACGACGACGGCGGCGACGACGACGACGCCCGCGAACGCGUUGUAUAGUGUGCCGGCGGUGGUGCGUUAAUCGCUGGCAAACCGUCGUGUAGUAUAAUAUUAUAUUAUAGUGAUCAUAACACGAGUCCGCGGGCCUUAUCGUACACGUUGUCGUCUUAGCCGCUUUUGUCAGUGUUGUCGUUGUCGUCGUCGAAAUAUCCAUUAUCGGUUGGUUCGUCGCGUUCGUUCUGGCAUCGUCGUCGCGACCGGGCGAUGGCCACAAGCGGUUUCCGGGCCUGCCGUCGCCGCCGCCGCCGUCGUAACGCGAUCCGACAAAACAGCUGUCCGCCCGCCGACGUCGUCGUCGACGGACACGUCCCAAACAGGUACGUCGUCUGCAAACGUCGUUCCAUCGUCGCUGCCGCCGCCGUACCGAGUAACUUGAGGAACGAAUUCCCAUGUUUAUAAACAUGACGAAUUUAAUUCAGUAGAGCUGGCACUGUGUACCCUAACGCAUCCAGUGAUAACAUCAUUUCUUUUUCACAUGGAGAAUAUCAGCUGAAAAAUACAAGAUGUCUUGACAAUGACGCCAAUGGCGGCAAUAUGAGACCCUUACCGCCGGGUCAAGAUGGAGUCGACUACUGUAAAAUCCGCAGAGACCGAAACCACCACCACCAUCACCACCACCAUCACCACAACAAUCACCACAGCGUUGGCGGCAGCAGCAGUGGCGGCACGCUGCGCCGGUCGUCGGCAUCGUUGCUGGAACCACCGUCUCCCGCCGAACGGUACCACGGCACCAUCGAGGGCCAUUACCGUUUGCAUGACCUGGCGCUCGACCGGUACGUCCCACCGCCGUCCCCCGAACGGUACUCAUCGGGCGCAUCGUCGACCGGCCGGUCGUACCAACAACACCACUCCCAACAACAACACCAUCACCAGCAGCAUCCGCCGGACGAUCGGUACUCGUCAUCGUCGUCGUCAUCGUGUCAUGGCACCGCCGCCGGAACAGGAAGUGGCAGUGGCGGCGGCGGCCGCAACCAUUAUCUUCCGGUAUCGCAGAGCACGUCUGAAAGCUUCAUGUCACCGCCGUCACCGGUGGCCGAACGGUUCGACUAUGCCGCGCGUCACCACGAUAGUUAUGCCACCGCCGCCAAACGAAACGAAUCCGCUUAUUCCAGAUACCACAUACCGGCUGAGAGGUUUGUUCCGAUUGUUUCUCCUGACGAUGGUUACGACGGCCACUACGACCGGUGUGACGACGCGGCAUACAGCUCCCGGAAAGAGGCAGCCGCGUUGUACUCGAGGGCGUCGGCGAUCGUGGACGCGAUGCCUUCUUCGGCGGCCGCGCUGUCCAGGGCGUACGCGACAGCCACCCUGAGGCCGUCGAACCGCUGCUGUACGGGGCCGCUGUACAGUGGCGGUGGCAGCGGUGGCGUGGGAAGCAGCGGCGGCGGCGGCGGGUGUGGUUACCAGUACGGCACCGUCGGUCGGUCGCGGUCGCCCAGGGACCUAUCGCCUUCCGGACUGGUCAGGCAGCAAGCCACCCACUUGUCUUCCACAGGGUCGCCGCCAAAAGGUCCGCCGAACAACAACAACGGUGGCAACAACAUCAACAACAACAACAGCGCGUGCCUGGUCCAGUAUGACGCGCACUCGGCCACGCUGCCCCGGUGUAGUAGCGCCAACGUGGUAUGUGCCGGACAAAACAGUUACGACGAACCGGCGGCCACUAGUUACGGUGGCUCUCACGCGGCCACGCGCCGCAUAUCGUCGUCGUGCAUCAGGGAGAGCUCGGCGCUGGCAUGCUGUUCGACGGCUACUUAUACCGGCCACGCCACACUGUCCGGCGUCAAGAGCGCGGCGGCCGCGACGUCAACGGCUACGACGACGGCCACGUCCACCCCGUCGGCCGUCGCCGCGGCAGUAGCAGCAGCGGCGGCGGCGGCGGCAACUUCCACACCAUCCACUACCACCCAAGCUUCCGGCAGCGGAAGUGCCGGUGGCAACAACAACAACAACAACGCACACUGUCCUCCGGCUCAACCAAACAACGCUUCUUGGAAACCUGGGUUUGCCAAAGGGUUGACUAUUCAAGCUCAAACAAACUCAAGAUCUCCACCACUCUCCAUAACUUCAAGCCCUGGAUCUAUUCAAUCAUCUAGCAGUUCAAGCAGCGGUGUCCAUUCGGCUCCACCAAAUAUGGAAUCUGGGGCUGAACGAAAAUAUGACCCUCCUUUUAGGUCCAUGUCGGCACCUGCACCCAGUAAUUCACAACCAUCAUCUUCAUCCACUGAAGUGACAACUGAUAAUUCUGAGGAAACUGCUAGUACAUGUACAGUACCUGCCAACAGUAGUGGUUCAGACCAGCCAAAUAGUCCUCCAUCAGAAACUGUUUAUCAACCAAAGCACAUACACCAUCAAACGUCUUUACCAAUUUUAUCUUCAAAUAUAUUAAAUAAACCUCGAACAUUUCAUAGAUCCACGUCCAAGACAGAAGCUGUAAAAAAUUUCAUUAAGAGAGAAACAGCUAUGUUUUUUGGACUUGAUGAAGAAUUUGAGGAAACUGAAAAACUUAAAUGGUUAGAUAGAAGAAAACGUUUAGCUACUAGAAAAUAUGGAGAGUUGAAAAAUGAAUACAUUAAUUCUGUAAAUGAAAUUCCCAUAACUCAGAUUGCACAGCCGGAUGUAUUACAAUCUAGUCGAGAUAUUGAUGAACGAGAUAGUGCCAACCGUGUUCAACCUUUAGGAAGGAAACCAUCCGUUGCUAAAUUAACAUUAAGCGGAUUAUCUUUUGUUGUUUCGAAGACACUUAGUCGUAAAAAAAGAGUAAUAACAACUCCGAAUGAAUGGUCUCGAAGUUAUCCCUCGUCUGUCACAUCUGAUGCUCCAACAAUUUUAUCGCAUAUGGCUGAUGAUGUGUUUUUUGAUCGACUCUCCUCGGAUAACGGCGACCAAGGAAUAGAACAAGAAGUCGUGGAUUCUGGUGGAAAUUAUGAAAGUUCAAUUAGACAACAUUAUAAAAAACCACAUCAAAGUUUCAGAAGGUAUUCUAGCUGGCAAAGAAAUCCAUCAAGAAGAGUUGAAGAUGAUCAUAUGCCAAACAUUGGUAUGGGUAGAAUUUGGGGCAGAGUAUUGGAUAGAGCAUUUGAUAACUCUGAUAGAAGGCAGUAUGGAAUGGGUUUUAUUGGAAGAGUAUGCAGACGUUCUUUAAAUAAAACAGUAGUAAACAGAAGGGAUGUGAAACAACAACUUGAUGAUUUAGAAGAUCACAGGCCAUUUUUUACUUAUUGGGUGACAGUAGUUCAAAUUUUGGUGCUAUUCUUAUCAAUAUUUUCAUAUGGUCUUGGACCUUUUGGUAUUGAUCUCAGUCACCAAUCUGGUGCUGUCAUGGUUACAAGUUUAUCCGUACAAAUCAUUGAAUACAUAGAACCUUCUAAUUUUUGGAUAGGACCACGAGCGGCGGAUUUAAUACAUUUGGGAGCUAAAUUUGCCCCUUGCAUGCGAAAAGAUAAAAACAUAAUGAAAGAAAUUGAAAAAUGGCGAGAAAAAGAAAGAGAAACCGCUUGUUGUAUAAGAAAUGAUGAUUCUGGGUGUAUUCAAGCGUCAAAAGAACAGUGCACAUUUUUAAUACCAUCUCACAAACGUCUCACGGAUUGGGGUGGCGGUAGUGGUGGAGGAGGAGGAGAAGGAGAUAAACCACCUUCGACUUCAAUUUCUAAGUGGAAAAAAUGGUCAGAAGUUGAAUCAGGACCAGGAGGAAGAAUAUCUGGUUCUGUUUGUGGUCUAGAUCCCAAGUAUUGUGAAGCUCCUGCAUCUAUAGCACCAUUUGAAUGGCCUGACGAUAUAACAAAAUGGCCAAUUUGCCGUAAGAUGAGCGGUCGAGGUAGUGCACGACAUAGCAGUUGGGGUAGUCCAUUGAUUCAGAAACUGACAUCUGCUGAACACAUGAUUUGCGAAGUGAUAGGACACCCUUGCUGUAUUGGAAUACAUGGCACUUGUCGAAUAACUACAAGAGAAUAUUGUGAUUUUGUACAUGGUUAUUUUCAUGAUGAUGCUUCGUUAUGCUCUCAAGUUUCAUGCCUAAAUGAUGUGUGUGGUCUCAUACCGUUCUUUUCUCCUGAAAUUCCUGAUCAAUUUUAUAGAUUGUGGAUAUCACUUUUCAUACAUGCUGGUAUUCUUCAUUUAGCAACAACAAUUGUAAUACAGUAUUUUUUGAUGAGAGAUCUAGAAAAAUUGACUGGCUCUUUAAGAAUAGCUUUAAUCUAUUUGGGUUCUGGAGUGGCAGGUAAUCUUGGCAGUGCAAUAUUUGUGCCUUAUAGAGCUGAUGUGGGUCCAGCCGGUUCCCAAUUUGGCCUUUUGGCGUGCCUUAUAGUUGAAGUAUUGAAUUGUUGGCCUAUGUUAAAGAGGCCCGAGCAGGCUCUUUCAAAACUAUUAGCUAUCACAUUCCUGCUGUUUCUGCUCGGGCUACUGCCUUGGGUGGACAACUUUGCACAUCUAUUUGGUUUCAUUUUUGGAUUCUUAUUGUCUUAUGCAUUGUUGCCAUUUGUUUCAUUUGGACCAUACGACCGUCAGAAGAAAAUCUUCCUGAUCUGGGUGUGCCUGUUAUCUGCGUUGUUCCUGUUCUUGUUGUUGUUGUUACUGUUCUACCUGAUACCAAUGUAUGAUUGCGAAAUGUGUAGCUAUUUCAAUUGUAUACCCAUAACUAAAGACUUUUGCGCCAAUCAGAAUAUUAAUUUUAAAAAAGAUGAUUAUACGGUAUGACAAAUGUGGUGGCGACGGUGCAAGACCGCGCAUACGUUAGUGACGACAUUUGCGAAUUGUUUUGUGACUUUAGCCACCUCCUGUAAAAUGCUUGAGGUACUCGUUGAUAUUUAUGCUCCCUUUUCAGUGGUAAAAAGGAAGAAUAAUAAACAUAAUAAAAUUAUUAUAGUUAUUAAGAAAUUUACUUACUCAGUUUCAUGUUAUUGUGCAAAGAAAUCGUUAAAAAAAAUCAAAUUGUAUUGUUUCUAAUAAGUUAUUAUAUUAUUUACAUUAAUAAUGUAAUAUGUUACAUAUUAGUAUUGACUGAAUUAUUUUAUUAGUAUUUUAUCGUUCAAGUGUGAGGGAUAGCUUAAAAGUCAGUGAUAAAUUAUAAUGUUAUGGUUUUCAAUUUUAAAUAUAAGAAAAUUAAUUUAAAAUCAAUUUGGUGAAUUUAAUGACUUAUUGAUUGAAAAUUGUAAUGUACUCACUUUUUAGCCAAUAUUCUAAAAUGUUCCUUUUUAGAUUACAUGUCAUUUAAUAAAUAAUAAACAUUUUUGACUUAUUAUAGAAUGAUUAUUCCCCAUUUGUGGUAAUAUCAUUAAAAAAGUGGUACAUGUUUAUUGUUGCCCUGCCAUGGUACCACCACACCACCAAGGCUUUAGUAAUUCAAAUUUUUUUAUAUAAUAUGAUAAAACUAUCAAAAGUAAAUAAUAAUAAUAUAUUGUUUACAAUUUAUUAUAGCACAUGACAUUUAAUAAUUUAUCAUUACACUUAAACACAAAAAAUAGGUAGUUAAUUGAUUUCCAAAUGAUCCUAUUAUUUUUUUUUUUUUACAAUUUGUCAGUGAAUUUAUAUUAUAAUUCAUACACCACCAAGGCUUUAGUAAUUCAAAUUUUUUUAUAUAAUAUGAUAAAACUAUCAAAAGUAAAUAAUAAUAAUAUAUUGUUUACAAUUUAUUAUAGCACAUGACAUUUAAUAAUUAAUAAUUUAUCAUUA